Molecule: messenger RNA, 948 nt
Organism: Talpa occidentalis (Iberian mole)
Lineage: Eukaryota; Metazoa; Chordata; Mammalia; Eulipotyphla; Talpidae
Product: olfactory receptor 5V1-like
Exons: 1
Coding region: 1-948 (315 amino acids)
Biological process (GO): G protein-coupled receptor signaling pathway
Cellular component (GO): membrane
Molecular function (GO): G protein-coupled receptor activity; olfactory receptor activity
Source: RefSeq, a predicted model, not a curated record
AUGGCCGUGGACAACCGCACCGCCGUGACGCAGUUCGUGCUCAUCGGGCUCUCCGACCUCCCCGAGGUGCGGUACCCCCUCUUUGUGGUCUUUGCCGUCAUCUACCAGGUCACCUUGCUGGGGAACGGGGCCAUCCUCCUGGCCAUUGGGGCCAACGCGAAGCUGCACACGCCCAUGUACUACUUCCUGGCCAACCUGUCCCUCCUGGACAUAUUCUGCCCGACGGCCACUGUGCCCAAGAUGCUGGACAACCUCCUGACCGAGCAGAACAGCAUCUCCUUCCUCGGGUGCGCUUUGCAGCUGUAUUUCCUGGUGGCCCUGGCGGGGACCGAGGUCUUCCUCCUGUCUGUCAUGGCUUAUGACCGGUACGUGGCCAUCUGCUUCCCCCUCCGUUACUCCCUCAUCGUGACAAACACUCGCUGCGUCCUGCUGACGGCCGGGACCUGGGUGGCAGGGUUUCUCAAUUCCUUGCUCCACACGGUGUCCACCUUCAGCCUGACUUUCUGCAGCAACAACCGGGUCAACCAAUACUACUGUGACAUCCCCCCGGUGGUGGCCCUGUCCUGCUCGUCCACCUAUGUGGCAGAAAUGCUGGUUCUAGUGAUAGGGGGUAUCUUGGGGAUCGGUGCCUACUUGGUCACCUUUGUCUCCUACAUCUACAUCAUCUCCACCAUCCUGAAGAUCCGGUCGGCGGAGGGGAAGCGCAAAGCCUUCUCCACCUGUGCGUCCCACCUCCUGGUGGUCUGCCUGUUCUAUGGCACGGCCAUAUUCACCUACAUCCGCCCCUCAUCCCUUCAGCAUACCCCAGCCCGAGACAGGCUGAUCUCCAUGCUGUACGGGGUGAUCACCCCGAUGCUGAACCCCAUGAUCUACAGCCUGAGAAACGCGGAGGUGAAGGGAGCCCUCAGGAGGGUGUGCUGUGGCCGGGGGUCCUUGCAGGCGGCCUGA